Messenger RNA from Ostertagia ostertagi, 438 nucleotides. The record is from the annotation of a GenBank genome assembly. NCBI's taxonomy places the organism in Eukaryota, Metazoa, Nematoda, Chromadorea, Rhabditida, Trichostrongylidae.
GUCUCGCAAUAUGAAGCUGUCCAUCCUGUAAGAGGUCCAUCUGACUUCAAGAAGCGUCUUGGACAUGGUCGGAGACCUCGUGAAACCAAGUUCCAGUUUUUUGUGAUAAAGACCACAAUGUCGAUUCAAUACAAGAGAUGUGAAAGUAUGCGACAAUCGAUACUACGGAUGCAUCCAGUCCGUGCCUCCGACGCCAAGAGCCUCACUAACACUUCGCAAUUAAUGUUUCCAUCUGCUGCGAACGAGAGACAAUACGUUGAAGAAUGUUUCUACUUCUCUCAUGAGGCAAUGCCAAGAGAACCUCUCGUAGUUGUGCAUGUGGCUCUUCUUAAUGAAAUAGCUGAUAGUGUGCAGAGUAUUGUGGAUUGUGAGCACCUUGAUUACAAGGAGCAAGACUGCACAACCGCAAUUUAUUAUUCCAUAACGGCCACACAACCA